Molecule: messenger RNA, 7594 nt
Organism: Conger conger (European conger)
Lineage: Eukaryota; Metazoa; Chordata; Actinopteri; Anguilliformes; Congridae
Gene: dlgap1b
Product: discs, large (Drosophila) homolog-associated protein 1b
Exons: 13
Coding region: 454-3264 (936 amino acids)
Biological process (GO): signaling
Cellular component (GO): postsynaptic specialization; glutamatergic synapse
Molecular function (GO): molecular adaptor activity
Source: RefSeq, a predicted model, not a curated record
GGCAGCAGAAAUUCCGAUUUGCCUCACGCCUCCUCUCCAUCUCUCGCUCUUUUCCCUACGAAGCAGCUACAGUACAUCGAUUGAUGAAGCCAAGCUUGGAGUCGUUCCGGACACUACUUAUUAGGAUUUAUUGGCAUAUGAUGCUGCUUGUAUGAAUUGUGUUUCUGCCGACCUUGUUCUCCGCUUGCUGCUACUAAAGAAAGGAGAUGCUUGAGAGCUACACAUGACCCUGGAUGGAGUGAGGCCUUUUCAUCAUUUCAAUUCCAAAUGGACCGGUCUUCCCUGGAACUAUAAAAAGUAAAAACACAUCCUUGCCUGGAGGAUAACUGACAGGGAUUCUAAUGCCCAGGAAACAACUGGCCUAAAAUGGGACAUUGAAGCAGGGCUGGUUAACGCCUGUCAGGAAAUCCUCAGCAGCAGUUAAAUGAGUCUGGCUCGCUAGCGCCGCCAACGAUGAAGGGGUUAUCGAGCAGCCGAAGCCAUCACCACGCCGUGGCGUGCGACUCCUACGACUCCCUGGUGCACCACGCGGACCGCAAGCCAUACCUGCUGAACCCGGCGGAGCCCCACCCGGCCGACCACCCCUACUACGCCCAGAGGAACUCCUUCCAGACGGACUGCGUGGUGCCCUACGGCACCUUUCCCCGGAGGCACUACAGCUCGCACCAUGAGCUGAAGGACGAGUGCGCCCUGGUGCCCUACACCGGCAUGCCCAACAAGGGCAACCGGCUGCCCCCCACCCUGCUGGACCAGUUCGAGCGGCAGCUGCCCAUCGCCCGCGACGGAUACCACACCCUGCAGUACAAGCGCACGGCGGUGGAGCAGCGCAGCGACAGCCCGGGGAGGAUACGCCACCUGGUGCAUUCGGUCCAGAAGCUCUUCACCAAGUCGCACUCCCUGGAGGGCCCGUCCAAGGGCAGCGUCAACGGCAACAAGGCCAGCCCGGACGAGGUGCCCACCAUCAAACACCGCAAGAGGAGCAAGAGCCGGGACCGCUGCAAGUCCGCCGAACCCAAGCACCGCCCCAACGCCUCGGGCUACUGGAGCUCCGACGACAACCUGGACCGGGACAUCUGCCUCUACCACAGCCCGUCGGGGGCCAUGACCGUGGGCCGGCACCCGGACAAGUCCCAGUCGCAGUAUUUCAUGGAGGCUUUCAACACGAUCAGUGAACACACUCUUAAAACGUCGCGCAGCAAUAACGAUGUAAAAUGCACCACCUGUGCAAGUAUCCCCCUAAACAUGGAUGCACAGCUCAUGAAGAAGAGCUCGUGGUCGUCCACUCUUACGGUUCCCCAGGACGAGUGGAGCGGCUUCUCGCCCCUGGGGAAGGACGACGAGAUCCCCUGCCGUCGCAUGCGGAGCGGGAGCUACAUCAAGGCCAUGGCGGACGAAGACAGUGGCGACUCGGACGGCAGCCCCAAACCCUCCCCGAAGAUCCAGGCCAGGCGAGCCAGCUAUCUGAAGGCCACGCAACCUUCCCUGACUGAGAUGACCACUCUAAAGAUCUCCACCGAACACUCUCCCAAACUGCAGAUCCGGAGUCACAGCUACCUGCGGGCGGUGAGUGAAGUUUCCAUCAAUAGGAGCCUGGACAGCUUGGACCCCGCAGGGCUGCUCGGCUCCCCUAAAUUCCGCUCACGAAACGAGAGCUACAUGAGGGCCAUGAGCACCAUCAGCCAGGUGAGCGAGGUGGAGGUGAACGGGCAGUUUGAGUCGGUGUGCGAGUCGGUGUUCAGCGAACUGGAGUCCCAGGCGGUGGACGCGCUGGACCUGCCCAUGCCGGGAUGCUUCCGCAUGAGAAGCCACAGCUACGUGCGCGCCAUCGAGAAGGGCUGCUCCCAGGACGAGGACUGCGGCCCCAUGAGGGCCAUCUCGCCUCCCAGGACCACCACCACUGUCAGGACCAUCCAGAGCAGCACAGUGUCGUCAUGCAUCACCACCUACAAGAAGACCCCGCCCCCGGUGCCCCCCCGCACCACCACCAAACCUUUCAUCUCCAUCACAGCCCAGAGCAGCACCGAGUCGGCCCAGGACGCCUACAUGGACGGGCAGGGCCCGCGCAGCGACAUGACCAGCCAGUCCGGCCUCAGCAACUCCACCGAGAGCAUCGACAGCAUGAAGGCCCUGACGGCCGCCAUCGAGGCGGCCAACGCCCAGGUGCACGGCCCCGCCAGCCAGCACGUCAGCAACAGCACCAUCACCAUCACCGCCACCACCUCCGCCAUCGCGCAGAUCGCCCAGGACAACAAGAGGGACGCUCUCAGGAAGUGCCUGUCCAUCGGCAUACAGGUGGAUGGGCCUGAGGAUCCCCUGGGCCUAGAUGACCACUCCAAGUUCCAGUCAGUGGGGAUCCAGGUGGAGGACGAGAGGUGCUAUCGCAGGUUCACCCGCUCCAACAGCGUGACGGCGGCCGUGCAGGCGGACCUGGACACCCUGGAGGUGCUGGACGGGUCGUCCGACUCCCCGGACCUGGAGCUGGCAUCCCCGGGCCUGCUGUCCCGCCAGUACUCCCGAGACGCCUGCACCUCCACCGUCAGCAUCCAGGGCUCGGGCAACCACUACCACGCCUGCUCCGGGGACGACGACUACGGCGACGUGGGCUUCGACCCGUCCAUCCUGCCCCCGCCCGACCCCUGGAUCGACAGCGUGACCGAGGACCCCAUGGAGGUGGUGCAGCGGUCCGUGUGCCAGCGCGACGGCCGCUGGUUCCUCAAGCUGCUGCAGGCCGAGACCGACCGCAUGGAGGGCUGGUGCCACCAGAUGGAGCAGGACGAGAUGGAGAACGACCUGCCGGACGAGAUCCUGGGGAAGAUCCGCAGUGCAGUGGGCAGUGCUCAGCUGCUGAUGUCACAGAAGUUCCAGCAGUUCCGGGAGCUGUGUGAGGAGAACCUGAACCCCAACGCCCACCCCCGGCCCAUCUCUCAGGACCUGGCCGGGUUCUGGGACAUGCUGCAGCUGUCCAUCGAGAACAUCAGCCUCAAGUUCGAUGAGCUCCACCAGCUCAAAGCCAACAACUGGAGGCCUCUGGAGCUCCCAGAGAGGAAGGAGAGAAGGAUGCCUCCUCCUGUGCCAAAGAAACCCCCGAAAGGCCACCCCCCCCUGGCCAGAGAUAGGUCCCUGGAGAGCACGGAGAGGCAGCGCAUGGAGGCGCGCAAACGCCUGAUGGCCGCCAAGCGGGCGGCGUCUGUGCGGCAGAACUCAGCGACCGAGAGCGCAGACAGCAUCGAGAUCUAUAUCCCCGAGGCCCAGACCAGGCUAUGAGUCCCAGGGCCGCAGCGUGACGUGGCCCCGCGCGCAAACACACAGACACACGCGCGCGUACGUAUGUACGCAGACACAGACACACACACACACACACGCAGGCACACACAGUUCAUCAUGCUAAAGGGCAAGGGCAGGGCGCGUGUAAUAUAAUCCCUUCCCCUUUGUUUCCAUCGAUCAGACGGUGGGCAGGAUUACCACUAUGUCGAUUAUAUUUCGGUUAUAUUUCAUUUCUUUGUCUCCGUUCCCCCCUCCGAUUAGGGUGGUCUCAAGUCGAUUAGAAUGUUUCAGUCCACACCUGUGAUGUAGCCUCUCUGCCAACAUCGUUAAGAUUUUUGUGACCCCUUGUUUCAAUCGUUCCACACUAAUAACAUGGCUUAGCCUCACAAACUAAUGUAUCGUAGCCACUGAGCAUUACCGUAAAGUGUUUUUGCCCGUUCACCGACCUUCAUGCUUGAACUGUUGACGGAGGCAGACCCUGGCACCACGUCUCAGAAAUGCUCUCCCCCGUCGUGGGAGUAACUAGGCGAAGCUAGGGAGAGGAAUUAGACCGUCAGUGACAGGGCAAAGAGGUGAGAACACGUCACUCCUCCUGUCCCCCUGCGCUGAUUGUUGUCGCGGCGAUCCCGACGUUACCCUGGAGAGAGCGACGUGUAAACAACCCGGAAACGCGUCUACGCUGCUGGCGGCGCUCUGAGUCACACCUCCGCACCUGAGCUGUAACUGCCACUGUCCCUGACGCGGCUCCACGGACGGACGGACGGGGGGGGGGGGGUCUCUCCACACUCUCCCGCGACUACGGUAUCCACCAACACACGCUGCAUCCAUUACCUCACCAAGAGCUUAGUACUUCUGUUUGCUUUUUUCCGUUAGCGAUUUAGUGCUAGUAGCAACGCAAGCCAGGGGAGACAUUACGAGUCCGAAACAGAUCCUCCUUAAAGUGGAGAACUAGCCUGGAAGAAGAAUAAAAACUGUCAAUACACCGUAAAUAGGCGAAAGGUUCCAUAUAAAUAAUCAAUGGCUUGCAUUUAGGAGGACUCCACUGCUUUGUAGUUUUUUUUGUUUUUUUUGUUUCUUCCUCAUGCAUAUAACCUACUUGUUAUUGUGAACGUUUGCAACUUCUAGAGACAAUGUAUUAACACUCGUGUUGCCAUCGGUCGGACUUUUAGAAAGACAUUCUGAAGUGGAUAUUAUAGGUGAUAUUCUUCCUACCUGUUUUGUAAAAUGGGAUUUUUUUGGGUGGGGGGGUUUAAGUGCAUUUGUACAUUUAUUGAUCAUCAGUGGGACUCUAUAUGAGUUUUUAAAAAUAUCUAACAAUGAAAUGCAAAUGGCUUCUUCUUUUUUUCCUCCAAAUGAAGUCUUUCCAGUAGCAAGUGCGGUGGCUUAAAUCUACCGGUAAACUAAAGUGUUUGAGACUUCUUGGUUGGGUCAGCUGAGCCCCAGUCCCAGAUAGGCCAGGAUAGAAGCACCACAGAACCUUUUUGAACAAGGGGUUGAUGGGAGUUGAAGACCAGAGUGUGUUAAACAUUCUCAACUAAUGCACUAGGGACUUCAUCUCCCACAAUCCCCUCUGUAAAGCCUUUUGUAAUGCAGCUUGGGGAUGAGUUCAACAGGUCAAAUAUUAUGGAUUGUUUCAAGGAGGUGCUCAUUGGAAAUGGAGUCCAGAGCUUGCUCUGUUACAGUAAUGUAUUCCUCAUCUUAUUAAUACACACUUAAGCUUCCACUGGCACAGUCACAGAAUCUCACCCAACAUUUGCUUGUUUAACUCACCCUCCAGUUCUUGAAGAAGACCAUGUGACUCAUCUUUUCCUAUCCAUGGCAUGGUGGACUGGUUCAGUACUAACUCUCAGGUAGAGACAGGGAAACAGUUUGUGCAGAAAAAAAAAAUCAGGGUCUCCCAGAAAACCAGGGGUGAUGUUUGUCAGUCUGUAUUAAUGUGUGUGUGAUUGAUGAGUGUUUGUGUGGCGGUUUAUGUGUGUGAGUGGGUGUGUGGGUGUGUGAGUAUGUGUAUUUUUGUGUGCGAAUGGGCCUGUAUGUGUGUGUUUUAAGUGCAUGUCUCUUAAGUGCUUCCUAAUUUUCAAGGUCAGUAUUGACCUGUCUUCUUUGGAUAUGAUAAAGUAGCCUCUUGGACAUACUGUAAAAUAGACAAGCUGUCCCACGUCAUUAUUUUAACAAAAAUGAGUGAUAUUUCUGUGUAUAAAAGGAAGUUUGAAAAAGGUGUUCCUUUAAGCAUGCAGACACGAGUUCAUUAAUAUAGAUGUAGAUCUAAAUUCUAUUAUUUUUUUAUUUAUUUAUGACUGUUUUUUACUGUUUGAAUUAUGUUUAUUGUUAUUUGUGCUACUCUUAUGUUAAAAAUAUAUUAUAUAAAAUGUAUCACAUUACAUAUAUGCAUAAGCAUAUAUAUCACAAUGUAUGUAAUUGGUUGCAAUAUGGGUUUAAUAAGAGUUCCUCAAAAUCUAUGGACGUUAUUUCCCAAUGAGGAAUGCACUAUUGAAAAUGGACAAUAUUCUAUUAUAACCUCAAAUAAACAGAGGAGCCAUUGGCCUGUCCAGAAAAAAAUAACACUUUAAUCUGGGUCUUCAUUAAAAAGGCAAGCAUUUCACCACAACUCGCUGUCCUUCAAGUGAAUGGCAGACAUUCUACUAUGGAGCAGAAGUGGAGAAGUCUCAACACUAGAAGAAAACGUGUUGGCUGAGUUUUGAGCCAAUCUUUCCCCCAAUGUCACUGAUAUGUCACUAGAAAUGUGCGCACACACACACACACACACACACACUGGCUGCACUUGAGUAAAGCCACUAACCCCCUGUCUGGGUGGAGCUGUUGUUGUUCAGUCUUUAGUGCGUCAGGUUUGUUGGGAUCCCUUGAAAAGGCAUAAGGGCAAAUGGCAGUGGGUUGGGGAGGAGUAAGGUACUCUUGCUUGGGUGAAUCUGGAUAUCCCUGUCCCCAAGCAAGUCCAAGUUAUGCAUCAGUUUUGCAAAGCUUUGCUGGAAAGUAAAAAUCUUUCAGCAAAUACAAGGUGUCAACUAGACAGAAAAAAAGCUUGGAUUUCAGUGGUGUACUACUAUAUCUCAGCCAAGGUAGUCUUCAGUGGUGUACUACUGAAACUAUAUCUCAGCCAAGGUUACCUGUAGUUGCCAACCACUGUAAGAAUCAAAUCCAUUUCAGUUUUCCUGAGAAAACGCACAACCGAUGGGUCACAAUAAGAGUGUAUGAAUGCAGAGAUGUUUACCCAGGCAUUAUUUCUUCAUAAAAUUUGACAAUCUUAACGAUUUUCACACCACAAAGUUCAUGGUUUCAUUUUUUUAUUGGAACAAGCUGCUGUUUUUAUUGAGCUGUACUGCAAAAAAAAAUCAUUUUGAAGCUGUGGUCGAUCUCUGGUAAAAAUGGUCAUUAGUUUUAUUUCAGUGAUCAGCCUUCAUUUAUAUCCAGAUAAUUGAGCACAAGGUAGUCUCAGGGUAAGGGGUACACCAUUUAAAUGGAGGAAUACAUCUAUAAUAAAACGACAAAACUGCAGUUGCGAAUUUGGUUUCCAAUAGCAAGAUAAUGUCCAGUUUGUGAAAAGGUUUUGGGUCAAAAUCCAAAUUACCCUAUAUUUUGUGAGAUUAUAUCCGAAGGUGUUAUUUUACUAAAUUCAUUUCUUGUUCUUUUAUGUCUUCAUAAGUCAUAGUAUCCCACAAAUAUAAAAAUAUGAUGGUUUUUUGGUGGGAACAGAAUUGUAAAAAUGUAGUCACCCAGGAUAAUGUCUAGCUUCAAGAUGCAUUUUUCAAUUGUGGGUUUUGAGCUAUAGACACAUAUUUGAGCAAUUUUUGUACACUGUGAUACAGUAAGCAUUGGUACUUUAUUUGCCACCAGAAAUGUAAUCAUAUAGUUCACUUCAGAAUAUUUGAAACCAUUAUCACCACACUUUUAACAGGAGCUGAGCCAAGUUAAUUACUUUGUGGUAGAACCCUUUCUUUUCAGAAUGUAAACAGAAGUGUGUACCUUAAUAUUUACAGAUUGCAUACACCUUGUUGUAACUGGACAAUUCCCAAAUGAAUUCACAGACACAGUGCACUUUGAAGAUGUAUUGUUUUGUCGGUCACAUGAAUGAGCUGCAGCUUUGGGUGAACAUUAUCAGUAUGCCCUGACAUUUCAAUGUGUUUCAUAAAGUGACUAAGCUGAAAAGUGUGGAAGCAGUAAAUUGCCAAAACAAGGAUCGUGCGACAAUCCAGGGGGUUUUCAGAAAUGACUAGGUAGUUUGUGUAUAAGCAGAUAAUAUCACUAAAAUUAAUAUUUGUAAAUAAAUGAAUGUUUCCCUAUGUAAAAAAAUAAUAAAAUACCAUUAAACAAA